AUGAUGAUUGAGAAAACACAACACUCUUCUUCGGAAUUGGAAGAAAUUACCAAACAAUGGUAUCAUCAACAAGAACAAUGCCAACACGUGAUGAAACAUCUUCGCGAGCGUGAGAAUAUUGUGAGUGGUGCGGAUUGGAUGGAAUAUUUAGCACGAGUGUAUCGUGAAAGGCUUGCGAUUCAGACGGUUCAUGAAGACUUGUCUUCUCAACCUUUGAUUACUUUUGAAAAGAUGAAUCAAAUGGCGAAUCAAUUAGCAUAUUAUUUAAUCGAGGAGAAGGAAAAUGUUCCAAUUUCGGAGAGUCAAGUCAUGACACAAGGUGAUGUGGUGUGCUUGCUUAUGGAAAAUUGUGUAAAUUUUAUUCCUACUUGGGGAGGAUUAAGCAAGUUGGGAUUGACCAUUGCUUGUAUCAAUACUAAUUUGACAUCUGACAGAAUGAAGCAUGCUAUUGAACUUUCAGGAGCAAGAGCAAUAUUUGUGUCCCGAAGAAUGCUUCCAGUUUUUGAGAAGGCAAAACACGAAGAGCAAGAAUUUGAAAUUGCAACCAGAAAAGCAUCGAUUAGAGAUUUUAAAGUUUACAUUGUGGAAGAUUUAAUUCAUUUUGACAAUUCUCGAGUUUUAGAAAAUCCAGAUCGUUCAAAAUAUCGAGGAAACAUUACUGGAGAAGAUGCCUUAUUUUACAUUUAUACUUCAGGAACGACUGGUAAGAGUAAAUGUGCUAGAUUCUCUCAUAGAAGAUUUAUUGGAGCAGGUGUGACAUGGUCCAUUCAAAUGGAUCUCGUUAAGGACGACAAGUAUUACAUUCCUUUACCUCUCUACCACGGAAAUGGUGGUGUUGUAGCAGUUUCUGCCAUUUUACUAGUUGGAGGAUGUUGUGUCUUGAGAGAAAAAUUCUCUGCAAGUAAUUUCUUGAAUGAUAUUCGAACCUUUGGAUGCACUGCUACCAUUUAUAUUGGAGAAUUAUGGAGAUACAUGUAUAACACUCCUGAAAAAGAAAAUGAUGCAGACAAUCCACUUCGUGUUGCUGCAGGAAAUGGACUCAGAAAAGACAUUUGGGAGCGUGUCAUGAAACGUUUUGGAAUUUCAAAAAUUGUGGAACAUUAUGGGCAAACAGAAAUGUUAAGUGCUCAUCCCAUGAUUAAUUCCUACAAUCGAGCUGGGUCGUGUGGAUUUAUUCCUUUUGAUUUGUGGACCAAUCAAAAGAAGGAAGUUCUUGUCACGUAUGAUUUUGAGACAGAUUCUAUUAAGAGAGAUCCAGUGACAGGGUUUUGUGAAAUUGCUGGACCCGGAGUGCCUGGAGAAGAUAUUACACAAAUUCCAGAAAUUUACAAGGCCUACAAUUCACACCAAGAUAAUUUAAAGAAGGUCUAUCGAGAUGUUUUUGAAAAGGGAGAUAUUUGGUAUAGAAGUGGAGAUGUAUUGAAAUAUGACACGGAUGGAUUCUUUUAUUUUGUCGAUCGUCUUGGAGAUAGUUUUAGAUGGAAGGGAGAAAAUGUGUCAACGACAGAAGUUUGUGAGGCCAUUACAAAAGCUCUUGACCACCAUAUUCCGUUGAAAGAGGCCAAUGUCUAUGGCGUGCAAAUUCCUCAUUGUGAAGGUAGGGCUGGUAUGGCACGUUUAUUGCUGGAUCAUUCGGUCAAUGUUGAUUCGUUGGACACUGAAUUUUUGGUGGCUGAACUCAAGAAGCAUUUACCACAUUAUGCCAUUCCACUCUUCUUGCGAGUGUCGACAACAGAGAGUGACAAGACGAGUACACUGAAAUUUAUCAAGAGUCACUAUCAGGCUGAAGGUUUUGAUUUGGACAAAGUAGGUCAAGACAAGAUUUUGUUUUUAGAUCCAACCACCAAGAACAAGUACACUACUCUGAGCAGAGAAGUAUUCCAAUCGAUUGUGGAGGGCAAAAUAAGAUUGUAA
Messenger RNA from Naegleria lovaniensis, 1914 nucleotides. RefSeq lists its product as uncharacterized. The record is from RefSeq and is a predicted model, not a curated record. Gene Ontology annotation, molecular function: long-chain fatty acid transmembrane transporter activity; long-chain fatty acid-CoA ligase activity. Bases 1 to 1914 code for a protein of 637 amino acids. Lineage: Eukaryota; Heterolobosea; Eutetramitea; Acrasida; Naegleriidae. The transcript has a single exon.